GCGCGGGGACCCGCCGCCGACGCACUUCCUGCGGGCGUGGCCCCCGCCGGGGGUGGGGGGGGGAGCGGUGGAGGAAGCGUAGGAGGGUGGCGUGGGCAGGGCGAGGGUCGGAGGGCUGGUGGCUCUGUCCUCCCGACCUCUUCGCUGAGGUGUAAUUCACGUGCCACACGUACAAAAUUCGCCCGUGCCGUCUGUCAGCUCUAACCGAUGUGCAGGGUUCUACAGCCGCCCCGCGUGCCCGCGCGCGCCACCUGCUGUGUGGGGCGUUUCCUACGCGCACCGUGGACACGCGACAGCGCUGCGCGCCCGAGGCCUUUCACGAGCUGGGGCGUCCGUGCGCACUGCCAGGCUCUGGGACCGCGGGCGAGCGCUUCGCUGCCCUCCCUGGCACCGCGUCCUCGGCCGCUCCUAUGCGGCGGCGGAAGGAGACUUCCUGGGUGCAGAACAGCGAGACCGGGAGGACCGGGCCGGGGUCCGGGUGUAGGUUUGGGGUGGGAAGGGGGCCGCCCGCAUCCCGCGGGAACCCCUGGUGAGCGGCCCGGCCGGGCUCGCGGAGGCACAGGGACGCCCGCGAGGGUCGGCGGCGCCUGGCUGCGUUGCGCUCCCGGCCGCAGGGGGCGUCCGGAGCGCGGCCCAAAGCCCUCCGCGGGUUGCUAGGCUGCCAUUUGGCGCUAAGAUGGGUGAGGCGCUGAUUGGUGGGGUCUGGACGAGGCGGCUGUCGGGUGUCGCAGCGACUGGGCCACAAAAAGCGUACCCCGGAGCUGUCGUCGCCAAUUGGCCCCGAGAGCACCGGAAAUGCCUGCGCACUGGACAAAAGAGACUGCACUCAAAGGCCGGGGGCACCGCUCAUUGGGCCGACGCUGGAGGCGUGUCUCGACCCGUUCGGUGACUGGGCGUGGGCCUAGCAGAGACAGCACCGGCGCGGUGAUUGGACGCUGGGACCCAGCGGCCGCGGCGCGCAAUCCGAGGAAAGUCAGCGCGAGCUGCAUGGGGCGGCGGCGGCGCAGGGUGGACCGGGGAGCCGCGGUCGGGGCCUUGCCCGAGGCCAUCGCCGCGCUGAGUCGGACGCUGCCCGCUGGGCCCAGCCCCGAGAUCUUCCGCCGCGCCAAGUUCGACCGUCCGGAGGCGGCCCCGGCGCUCUGGCAGCUGCUCUUUCGCGUGCUCUCGCCGCUGUCAGCCAACGGCGCCUCGGCGCCCGCAGCCCAGGAGGCCCAAGUCCGAGUGGUGAAGUCGGAGCUGCACUCCCAGGGCUACCCCAGGCGGGCGCUGGCACAGCUCCCUGAGGACGGCUCCCAGGGCAGUCGCGAGCUUCUGCUGGCCUUGGCCUGGCUCCUGGCCCGCGGGCCCCUGCUCGAGCGGCUGCUGGCCCAGACCCGCGUGCGGCUGGGCGACGAGAUACCCCUGUGCGAGUGUGAAGCCCUGGCCAGGCCUGGCCCCCCUGUACCCCGUGUGGAAGCAGAUGGCCCUGUGGACAUACGCCACUUGCAGUGGCUGAUGGGAAAGCUGCGGUUCCAGUGGCGGAAGCUGAUCACCAGUCAGCAGGAGCAGUGUGCCCUCCUGGGCAAGAUCCACUCAUACACCCGCGGCUGCCACAGUGACCGCAGCCUUGGCCACCUGUCUGUUGCUGAGACCGAGCUGCUCAGGGACGCGGAGGGCGGCCAGCAGGUUUCUGGAGGGGUUGCUGGCAGAAGCCCGGAUCGGUGUACCCAAAGAGCCCGCACUCUUGGGAUGGGUCCCAGAAGCUUCUGGGGUGAUCUAUGGUUGCUGUGUGAGUGGCCAGGCGUGCUGCAGAGUAGCUGGACAGUGAGCGUGCUUGACCCUGGAAGGAGCAGUGCCUGUGGCCUGGAUGCACCUCCCCGGUCGCUGCUUCGGAGGCUGGAGAGCGAGAAUGUGCGCCUGGAGGCAGCCCUGCAUUGGAGGCGCCAGGAGCUGGUCUUCUGGCGGUGGAUGGACACAGUCCUGGGCACCUGCCCUCCAGAGGCCUCGCAGCCCACGUUUGUGCCGCGGAUCCCCGAGCGGGGGGCUGGCGAGUGGGAGCUGGUGGCCCGCGAGCUGCAGGCCCUACAGGAGGAGUUGCGGGGAGCUGCGGAGCCCCGGCGGGCAGCCUGGGAGGCCAGGGUUGGAGGCUGGGGGCCCGAGUGGAGUGCGGUGCAGCGGGCCUCACGGGAGGCCGUGGGACUCGAGCUGGCAGCUCUUCAGCGGGCCUGGGAGCGAGGUGGGGCCGCAGCCCAGCCCCACGGGCCCUGCCGGCUGGUGAAGAGUGACGCCGGAGCCUCGGGGGGCCCAGGCCUGCGGGCGGCCCAGGUGAUUGAGGUGCUGAGGAGCCGGGAGGCCUGCCUGGAGGCAGUGCUGUGCCAGCUGCAGAGACAGUGUCGGCAGGAACUGGCCAGGCUGGCGGGAGCCCUGCCCGGCCUCAUCUGGAUCUUGCCACCCGGUCGUUGAGGCCCUGUGCCCGCCUCGAGGGGGACCUGCCCUGACCGGCCCCCGGUUGGGCCUCGGAGGGGCAGAUUUCAGGGUGGUGGCAGGGACGACGCAGACACAGGGCCCCAGGCAUGGUCUCCCUGAGCCCUGGGGCUGUCCCCACCUGGGGCAGAGCCCAGCCCCUUGGCUAGUAAUACUGGGGGCAGGCAUGACAGGCCCAGUGUGGA
Molecule: messenger RNA, 2648 nt
Organism: Acinonyx jubatus (cheetah)
Lineage: Eukaryota; Metazoa; Chordata; Mammalia; Carnivora; Felidae
Gene: TEDC1
Product: tubulin epsilon and delta complex 1
Exons: 12
Coding region: 796-2442 (548 amino acids)
Source: RefSeq, a predicted model, not a curated record